GCGGAACAUGUGUAUAUUUUGUCGUGCAACACUGACUGAAGUGGAGUUUGGUUGCAACAUUUCAUGAAUUUAUCUGUUGCCUGCACAGCGUUUGACUGUGAAACUUAACAACAUAGAAACGUUCUCGUUUGUAGUACUCCAGGAAAGGGUAGAAAAAUGAACAAAGAAGAGAUCCUUGAACAGUUUAUCAGAUGUCAGCAGGAGAGUCCCCAGAUGUCAGCAGCCGUGGCAGCCAUACAUGUCCUCAUGCUGUUCCUCAAACAGAACACAGCUGGAACACUAGCAGAGCUGAGAGACAACUUGAAGGAGGCCAUCAAGACUCUGACCAAGAGUGACACGUCCAUCACAUCCGUGUCUUCAGGCUGUGAGCUGUUCCUCAGAUUCAUCACUCUCACAGCGCUGGACCAUCCCGAUUUCCAAGUGUACAAACAAGUCUUGCUGGACCGAGGAGAGCUGUUCUUGAAGAAAAUCUCCAACUCCAGACAGAAGAUCGCCAAGCUGGGUCAUCCUUUUGUCACAGAUGGAGCUACCAUCCUGGUCCACUCCGACUCCAGAGUUGUGCUGGAGGUGUUGAAGAAAGCUGCCUCAGCUAACAAGAGGUUCACAGUCUAUGUCACAGAGUCUCAACCUGACAGAUCAGGUUUGAAGAUGCACAACAAGCUGGUGGAGGCAGGAAUCCCCAGCACUGUUAUCCUGGAUGCUGCCAUGGCCUACAUCAUGGAGAAGGUGGACCUGGUCAUGGUGGGGGCGGAGGGAGUGGUGGAGAGUGGGGGGAUCAUUAACAAGAUUGGGACUUACCAAAUGGCCCUAUGUGCCAAGAACGCCAACAAGCCGUUGUACGUGGUGGCAGAAAGCUUCAAGUUUGUCCGACUGUACCCACUCAACCAACAGGACCUGCCUGAUGAUUUUAAAUACAGAUACUCUACACUCAGCUCUAACACAGACCUGGGGAAGGAGCACCCCUCGGUAGACUACACCCCUCCCAGCCUCAUCACCCUCCUCUUCACAGACCUUGGGAUCCUCACACCCUCAGCUGUCAGCGAUGAACUCAUCAAACUGUACUGCUGACAUAGAUAAACUUGGCUGGGAGAGGCCACAUGCAACAGCACUUUUGUUGUUGGUGGUGUUGGUUUGUUUCUUUGUAUCAUAUCUGUUUGUUGAAAUUUUUUGGGUUUCUUGAAGCCAGAUAUCAUGGCCUCUGUAAAAUCAGUGGUCAUAAUGGUUCUGAAAAAAAAAAACGUAUUUCAACCUUUCAAGUGAUACAUGUGCUCAGUUUAACCAAUGCUACUUGCUGGAAGCUAAUGUGUAGCCUUGGUUAAAAGACAUAAUUUUUGCAGAAAUCAAAAAUGGAUAGCGCGCAGAGAUGAUACCUUGAAGUAUUGUCUCAAUUAGAAAAUCUCUUUUUCUUAUUAUUUGACCUCUGCUUCCCCUUGAUUGAGUAGGUGAUAGGGCAUCUUGUCCCUGUCAUGAUUCCAUCAACAUUUCUCAGAAGCAAGUGGUACAAAGUAGAAAUGGACAAAAAAAACUGUCUAGAAAUCAUGGUGUUCUUUCAGUUCAGACGACAAAUGAGAGGUGAUGACGCACAUCAAAAUUAGCCUUAAUGCCUUUGCUACCAUUGAUAAUCCCUCGGGCAGAUUGUUAUCCAGAGUGAGCUCAUCUUGUUGCACUUUAACUAGAUUGAAAAUGAAGAGGGAGGUUAAGUAUAGAAUGACCCAAAUAAUGUGCACUCCACCAUCAUAAACUUUAAUGUUCAAGUCAAUAUAGCUACAUUUCAAGUGAGCGGACUGAUACUUGUUGUUAUUCUUAUGGAGAGGGUUAGUUGAAUGUAAUAAUAAGGUGAAAACUGCUUGACCUAGUUCUAAAAUAAGAAUAUGUAUGAAUUGAUAGUUCUUGACUUAAAAUAUCUCUGCAGUA
Messenger RNA from Branchiostoma floridae (Florida lancelet), 1914 nucleotides. Its product is annotated as translation initiation factor eIF-2B subunit alpha-like. Gene Ontology annotation, molecular function: guanyl-nucleotide exchange factor activity; translation initiation factor activity. Gene Ontology annotation, cellular component: eukaryotic translation initiation factor 2B complex. The transcript has 8 exons. NCBI's taxonomy places the organism in Eukaryota, Metazoa, Chordata, Leptocardii, Amphioxiformes, Branchiostomatidae. The record is from RefSeq and is a predicted model, not a curated record. Gene Ontology annotation, biological process: translational initiation. The coding region runs from base 157 to 1068 and encodes 303 amino acids.